UGCGAGUUUAUUUAAGUGUGGUCACUCGGCUUGCUGAGCUUAGUUUUGGUUUUUAGUUCGAACUGUUUUGUGCAACGAACAAAGAUGAGGCAGCAUCUGUGGUCCAUAUUAUUUUUAGUGAUUUGUCUGACGGCGGCUGUGGUGAAAUCUGAAUCCUUCACCGAAGUUGAUAAUGAUGGCAAUGAAAUCGAGGUUAAACGCUUCUACAUUGAAGGCCGUCAGUUAAACGGUGGUCGGCGGCAAUGUUAUGAGACACGUAGACGCAAACGUUCUUCGGCUUACGGACAAGAAGAGGAUAAGGCCAAUGAUGAGAUUCUAACAUCUACGUCAACGGCGCCAAGCGGUAUUGACACCGCUGUCUCCAUAGAUGAGGAGGAUGACGUGGAAGCAGAUAAGCCGGUUGGUGUGUAUGAAAUAUUCCAUAAUAAUGAUGGCGGUGGCGAACAGAAUACGGCGGAUAAUGGUGCUGACGAAGCGGAAAAUGAGGUAGACAAGGCCACACUCAAUUUGCCUGUAGUGGCGCAUAUCACACAUCAAAGUAGCGUACAGUCUAAUACUCCCGCUGCUGGCAGCAACCACAACGGUAUAGUAAUUGUACAAACCAAUACGCCGCCCAAGGUGAAUCCACAAACACACGCGGUUUUUGAAUUACUGCCGGUGAGAAAUGAAGAAGACGGUGAAGACGAUCUUGAUGACUAUGGUGAGGAUUCCCAGCUAUUGUAUUAUGAAGAGAUAAGUCCAGUGAGCACCACAGCUACUUGGUCAACUGGUGAAAACGAACCUCUACCAUAUAGUCAGUCUGAGUUGGAGACUGACGCUGAAGACAAUUCUGAUAUAGAUGAGGCUGAGGAACAGAAUACCACAGCUAAACCCAAACCAUCGAAAAGGCCUACAAAGAGACCUACGAAAAAACCAACCAACAAGCCCUCGCGCAAACCUUCCAGAAGACCUAACAAUAAGCGUCCAAAUACAUCGGGCAGCAAACGUCGUCGACCAAGCAAAAAGAAUAAGAAUUCGCCUGCAAGACGUGGCACGGGCAACAAAAAGAGACGUCGACAACGUCCCGAUUACCAGAGUGACGAUUUCGAUGGUUUGCGCCUAACAGCCAAUCGUCUCAAAAAUCACAAACUAAACAAUUUAAAACAUAAACGUAAACAGUUGAAUAAGGAGAAUGAAGAAAACCAAGGCACAAAUACUUUUACAAAGACCGAGACGCUUACACGUACCGGUACAGCCGACGAUGAGAAGAAUGUAAACUGUAUUAUUAUCAAUAAAACCACGACACCGCGCCCAUUCUGGGGCCUAUUCGGUCGUAGCGCUGAUGGUGAUGACGCUGAGGCAACCACCGCGAAACCCUACGGCAGAAGGAAGCGCAUUAACUUCAGUCUGCCGGCAUAAGUUUAUUUGACCGCUGCAGGAUGUAGGGAAAUAGAAUUAAUUUUAAUUUAAUAUUUAUUCAUUUAUUAUUUUUUUUAUAAAAGAAAUAAAGACAUGUACCAAAUGUU
This is a messenger RNA of Bactrocera oleae (olive fruit fly), 1505 nucleotides long. RefSeq lists its product as uncharacterized. The record is from RefSeq and is a predicted model, not a curated record. NCBI's taxonomy places the organism in Eukaryota, Metazoa, Arthropoda, Insecta, Diptera, Tephritidae.